Molecule: messenger RNA, 1910 nt
Organism: Ochotona princeps (American pika)
Lineage: Eukaryota; Metazoa; Chordata; Mammalia; Lagomorpha; Ochotonidae
Gene: CHDH
Product: choline dehydrogenase
Exons: 8
Coding region: 132-1910 (592 amino acids)
Cellular component (GO): mitochondrial inner membrane
Molecular function (GO): flavin adenine dinucleotide binding; choline dehydrogenase activity
Source: RefSeq, a predicted model, not a curated record
AGCCUGGUUCCCCGGGCCGGACAGCGCCUGAGCAGCCGCUGCGGCGCACCGCAGAUCCUGCGCACAGGUGCGCGCUGCCAGCCAGGACCCUGCAGCUGAUUCGUGGAUCCGAAAGGACUUGGGCCAGCAGCAUGUGGUGGGUGCUGCAAGGCUGGAGACUUGCGCGCCAAGGCCUGGCCAGAGCCCUGGGUGUGGGCGCGCCAGGGUGGCUUCAGGGUCGCCGCGCCCUGGGCACCACAGAAGAGUUCAGUUACGUGGUAGUGGGCGCGGGCUCGGCGGGCUGUGUGCUGGCAGCGCGGCUCAGCGAGGACCCCGCCGAGAGCGUGCUGCUGCUGGAGGCCGGGCCCAAGGACGUGUGGGCCGGCAGCAAGCGGCUGUCCUGGAAGAUCCACAUGCCCGCGGCGCUGGUGGCCAACCUGUGCGACGACAAGUACAACUGGUGCUACCACACGGAGCCGCAGCCCGGCCUGGACGGCCGCGUGUUGUACUGGCCGCGCGGGCGCGUGUGGGGCGGCUCGUCGUCCCUCAAUGCCAUGGUGUACGUGCGCGGGCACGCCGCCGACUACGACCGCUGGCAGCACCAGGGCGCACAGGGCUGGGACUAUGCGCACUGCCUGCCCUAUUUCCGCAAGGCGCAGGCGCACGAGCUGGGCAGCGACAGGUACCGCGGCGGCGAGGGCCCGCUGCACGUGUCGCGGGGCAAGACCAACCACCCACUGCACCAGGCCUUCCUGCAGGCAGCGCAGCAGGCCGGCUACCCCUUCACCGAGGACAUGAAUGGCUUCCAGCAGGAAGGCUUUGGCUGGAUGGACAUGACCAUCCACGAAGGCAAGCGCUGGAGCGCAGCCUGCGCCUACCUGCACCCGACCCUCAGCCGCCCCAACCUGCAGGCCGAGGCCCGAACGCUGGUGAGGCGGGUGCUGUUUGAAGGGACCCGUGCCGUGGGCGUGGAAUAUGUCUCGAAGGGCCAGAGCCGUGUGGCUCGUGCCAGCAAGGAGGUGAUUCUGAGUGGAGGCGCCAUCAACUCCCCACAGCUACUGCUGCUGUCUGGCGUGGGGCCCGCCGAUGACCUCCAGAAGCUGGGCAUCCCCGUGGUGUGCCACCUGCCCGGGGUGGGCCAGAACCUGCAGGACCACCUGGAGAUCUACAUCCAGCAAGCAUGCACCCGCCCCAUCACGCUGCACUCCGCACAGAAGCCCCUGCGCAAGGCCUGCAUCGGCCUGCAGUGGCUCUGGAAGUUUUCAGGGGAUGGAGCCACAGCCCACCUGGAAACAGGCGGCUUCAUUCGCAGCCAGCCUGGCAUCCCCCACCCAGACAUCCAGUUCCAUUUCCUGCCAUCUCAGGUGAUUGACCACGGGCGGGUCCCUACGCAGCAGGAGGCUUACCAGGUCCAUGUGGGAACCAUGCGGGCCACGAGUGUGGGCUGGCUCAAGCUGAGGAGCACCAACCCUGAGGACCACCCUGUGAUCCAGCCCAACUACCUAUCCACAGAGACUGACAUCAAGGAUUUCCGCCUGUGUGUGAAGCUAACCAGAGAGAUCUUUGCCCAGGAAGCCCUUGCUCCUUUUCGGGGAGAGGAGCUACAGCCUGGAAGCCACAUUCAGUCGGAUCAAGAGAUCGAUGCUUUUGUGCGGACCAAAGCCGACAGCGCCUACCACCCGUCAUGCACCUGUAAGAUGGGCCAGCCCUCCGACCCCACUGCCGUGGUGGAUCCACAGACCAGGGUCCUGGGAGUGGAGAACCUCCGUGUCGUUGACGCCUCCAUCAUGCCCAGUGUGGUCAGCGGCAAUCUCAACGCCCCAACCAUCAUGAUCGCCGAAAAGGCAGCUGACAUCAUCCGGGGGCGGCCCGCACUUUGUGACAAGGAUGUCCCGGUGUACGCCCCCAAGACCCUGGCUGCCCAGCGCUGA